Molecule: messenger RNA, 2736 nt
Organism: Schistocerca americana (American grasshopper)
Lineage: Eukaryota; Metazoa; Arthropoda; Insecta; Orthoptera; Acrididae
Exons: 3
Coding region: 377-793 (138 amino acids)
Molecular function (GO): protein binding
Source: RefSeq, a predicted model, not a curated record
CCUGCAAACCCGAGAUACGCAGAGCGCAACGUACCGGGAGGAUUUGCUGUCUGUAGACAUAUGUUACUCUCUGUAUAUGUACCCUAAAGUGCAUGAUUUUCUGUAAAUGGGCACUGUCAUUAAGUGUUUAUCGGAAGGCAUCACUCGUGAAUUAGACGUAAUCUAAUGUUUAUGAAGUGAAGCAUUCGAAACAGAAAUGUUUUGCAAUCGUCUUGUGGUUGAUAAAGUAAAGUGAAGGCGCUACGAGGAUGAAAGUGUCGAUACAUAUGGCACUAGCAAUUUGGAAUAAAAAGUCGACAGAAAAGUGCGAAAUGUGAGCACGUCAAACCAGAAUUCUUGCGGAAUUUAACUGUGUCUCUUAAUACUUUCUGGAAACAUGGCAUCAGGCGGCACGGCACCGGGAACGAAAAGAGCUGCCAGAAUUUACGACCUGCCGGACGAGAUCUUACUGGAAAUCUUUUCUUACCUGUCGCCGGACGACAUGGCGCGGAGCACGCAGGUGUGCGUGAAGUGGCACGGCAUACUGAAACAGGAGGAGCAGCUGUGGAGGCGUAAGGUGUGGAGUAGCAACAGCGUGGACGCGAUGCAAGAGUUCCUGGCGGCCGGCAGCGGCAUUCCCCGCCUGCGGACCCUCCGGCUGCUCUACGACAGCGAAUACAGGAUCCGGGUCGCCUGGCCAGAAGUGACGCUCCACCUCUGUGUUGCCACUCCCUUCCUGCUGGAGCCUUACUUGCGUUCCUUCGACACCGAAAGUCUGGUGGUGAGUGGCGAGCCGGAUCACAGCGGAGAGUAGUUCGGAGUACCCGAACGAGAUCCGUGGGAGUCGGUGACGGGGGACCUUACGGCAGACCUGCCCCACCUUCGCACACUUUCGCUGCUCUUUUCUAGUUGACAACUUCCCGCUGUGCUCCCGUUCCUUCCCUCAGAGCUCUGCUCCUAAAAUGUAGCUAACAAUAAUUAAUUGAAUACGUUUUUAGCAUCGUACUGUUCCACAUUUUUGAUGACCCUUUUGCUAUGUAAGAUUACAAAGUUAGAUCUCUCAAAAUUGGUGUUGGUGCUUUUUGCAACAUUUAUAAAGUAGUAUUUGUGCUGCUUCCAUCCCUCAAAAGGCAUUCCAUAUUUUAAAAUAGAUUCAUAGUAGGCCUAGUUGUGGUAAUCAAUUUUUAUGAUGUCUAUCUGAAUGCUAUAUGUGCAGUUCAGUCCUCUCUACUGGAAGCUGUGGACAUUAAUGUAGUCUUACACUGCAUAUAAUUUUCCAAUACUAAUAGAUGUAAUAAUUGUAGUUUAUUAAGAACAACUAAAGUGAGCAUUCAUCACUAGUCUUAGAAUGUAAGAAAAAAUAAAGAGUUCGGUGGAGAUGGUACACGUGCUGCUUGUGGCUUUUACUCUGCAAGCAAUCGUGGAAUUAGUUGUGAUGGAAAUAAAGUAAAGUGUUAGUUUUAAUUCUGCUUUUCUUGUUGUGCAUCUGACUGUAUAGAUUGUGGAUGUAUAAUAUUUAAUGCUUGUGUAAAAACGCUGUAGUUCUUAUUACUUAACUGUGAAAAAAUGGAAAGUCUCGUAAGGAAAGUAUUAUCAAAAUGGUAGAUCACUGCUCACCGUAAGGAAGAAACGUCGAGUUGCAGACAGGCGUGACGAAAAGACUGUUCACGAGAGCUAUUGGGCGUAGCCUUCUUUGGAAUACUUCCACCCUCACCCACAACCCCUUCCCGUCUCCCGAUGCUGCUCGUGGCAGCCUCCUCUACUCCCAGAACACUCCACCAGACAGCGCAGAGUCCCCAGCUGCACCCUGCUAUCCCUAAACCUUCCGUGCCCCACUCCAUAUUAUUGCUCCCGUUUGAUGCAUUUCUACAUCCCCAUCUACACUGAUACUCCACAAUCCCCUUACGACGCACAUAAGAGGGUAUCCCGUUCCACUACUAGAUAUUUCCGUUUUUUUCCACUCGCAAAUAGAACAAUGUAAAAACUGUCUUCAUGCCUCCACAUGAACCCUAAUUUCUCGUAUCUUAUCUUCGUGAUCCUUAUGCGCAGUAUAUGUUGGAGGCAACAGAAUUUUUCUGCAGUCGGCUCCAAAUGAAAAUUCUCUAAAUGUUCUCAAUAGUGUUUCUCGAAAACAAUGUCUCCUUCCCUCCAGGGAUUCUCAUUCGAGUUCCCGAAGCAUCUCUAACACUUGCACAUUGUUCGAACCUACCAGUAAGGAGUCUAGCAGCCCGCCACUGAAAUGUUUCAAUGUCUUACUUUAAUUCGAUGUGGUAGGGAUCCCAAACAGUCGAGCAGUAUUCUAGAAUAGAUUGUACUACAACCUAUACGCAGUCGUCUUUACUGAUGUACCACACUUUCCUAGAAUUUGACCAAGAAACUUAAGUUGACCUUUCAUCUUUCCUGCCACAAUUCUCACUAUUUCAUAUUGCUUUGCAAUGUUAGGUGCAGGCAUUUAAAUGGCGUGACUGUCACGCAGGAUGCUACUAAUACUUAUCGAAACAUUACAGGUUUGUUUUUCUUUCUUGUCCGCAUUAACUUACAUUUUUCUACAUUCACCACACAAGUAGAAGUUUUGUCUUCAUCGUCUUGUAUCCUCCUACAGUGACUCAGCUUUGAAAGCUCACCCUACACCCAAGCAUCAUCAGCAAACAGCCACAUAUUACUCCCCACCCUGUCCACCACAUCAUUUAUGUAUAAAGAGAAUAAUAGCAGUCCUAUCACACAUCCCAGGGGCACUUCUGUCCCGGGUUCGAUUCC